AUCUUCUGCGGAUAUUCCUACACACUGCCUCUAAAAUCUAAAGGUAAACACGAUCUUCAUUAUCUCCAUCAGCCCAAUCGGAAGCACGCAGUGGCCUGCUUUGCAGUUCAACUAAACUUUUUCGACAUGUACGUCCUUUAUUCGAGUCCCGCCCGGUCGCUUGAAGAUGACCUGCUCUCCGAGCUCGCUGUAAACUCAUCUGUGCCCCUUUCAAGCCACACUUGCAGAAGUACAUUCCAGUCAGGAAGACGGCUCAAGCCUGACUGCUCUUGGCCUCCUGUCCCCAUCCCCCACAUCCGUCUUCUUCUUUUCUAUUCAUUGGGCAAAUGGUACCUCGUCGUUAGGACGACACGACGCUUCACCUCCAUUGCUGGAACCCUCUUCCAGCCCCAUUUUGUCGCCCGUUUAGACGGGGGCGGAUUGUACAUUCAGCCAGUUGUCACCGCCGAACUCAUUAGCGGCCUCGACGGGACUCGAACUUGGUCCUCCGUCUUUGGUGCAGCCCAGCUCUUUCCACGGGGCCUGACUCCCUCAGGAGGGUUUCCCUCGGUUGAUGGCGAUGAAUUGACCCUACUUGAGGACUAUACCGAAGACUCGACUUCGCCGCUUUGA
Messenger RNA from Protopolystoma xenopodis, 612 nucleotides. The record is from the annotation of a GenBank genome assembly. Lineage: Eukaryota; Metazoa; Platyhelminthes; Monogenea; Polystomatidea; Polystomatidae.